AUGCCCAUAGUGAAUGAUGCAGUGAAGGGUCCAGGGGUUGGUCUGCUCAGUUUCUCCAAAGGGGGGGAAGUGUGCCUUGCCAUGGCUGCCUUCCUGAAGAACAUCAUGGCUGCUGCUUCCCCAGUGGGAAACAUCCCCAUUGUGGGAAGCAAUAGGAACAAAGCCAAGGCCACCAAUUCCAAAUGUCUUGACUAUUCUGAUGUCCUUGAUGAUCCCUUUCAAGCCCCUGGCAACCAAAGCCUGAUCCCACUAGAGAAAGCUGAGGCACAGUUCCUAUUUGUCCUGGGACAAGAUGACCAUGUUGUCAAAAGUGAGCAUUAUGCUACUGAAGUCUGCAAGCUUCUGCAAGCUCAAGGGAAGGAAAAUUUUCAGAUUCUCUCCUACCCUGGAACAGGGCAUUGCAUAGACCCUCCCUUUUUCCCUUUGUACCACAUAGGAAGCCACCCUGUUUUUCACAAGCGGGCAGUCCUGGGUGGGGAGCUCAGGGCUUAUUCUAAAGCUCAGGUUCAUGCUUGGUCACAGAUCCAGGCUUUUUUCAAAAAGUAUUUAACUGUUAACUGUUGCUGCUGGAGAUGA
This is a messenger RNA of Poecile atricapillus (Black-capped chickadee), 576 nucleotides long. Its product is annotated as acyl-coenzyme A thioesterase 1-like. The record is from RefSeq and is a predicted model, not a curated record. The coding region runs from base 1 to 576 and encodes 191 amino acids. NCBI's taxonomy places the organism in Eukaryota, Metazoa, Chordata, Aves, Passeriformes, Paridae. The transcript is spliced from 3 exons. Gene Ontology annotation, molecular function: fatty acyl-CoA hydrolase activity. Gene Ontology annotation, biological process: acyl-CoA metabolic process; fatty acid metabolic process.